CAUGUGCGGCAUCUACUAUCUUCAGAUAAGCGUCCUUAAGUUUUAAUUCAUAUCCCUUCGCCUCGUGCCGAAAGGAGCCUAUCUCUCGUCCUCUAAAACUAAAACCCUAAAUUUCACCCGUUCACUUCAAUACGAGGUAUCUCAGUUCGUUUCAAAGGAAAAAUGAGUAGACGUGCAAGCAGAACUGUCUACGUUGGGAAUUUGCCGGGCGAUAUUCGUGAAAGAGAAGUGGAAGAUCUGUUUCUCAAGUAUGGACACAUAACUCACAUUGACUUGAAGGUUCCUCCCAGACCCCCGGGAUAUGCAUUUGUAGAGUUUGAGGAUGCUCAAGAUGCUGAAGAUGCUAUUCGUGGCCGUGAUGGCUAUGAUUUUGAUGGACAUCGGUUACGGGUAGAACCUGCACAUGGUGGACGUGGUCAUUCAUCGUCCCGAGACCGAUACAGUAGUCACAGUAAUGGUCGAAGUGGACGUGGUGUUUCUAGGCGCUCUGAGUACCGUGUUCUAGUCACUGGGUUGCCCUCUUCUGCUUCCUGGCAGGAUCUCAAAGAUCACAUGCGGAAAGCAGGAGAUGUUUGUUUUUCUCAAGUUUUUCAUGAUGGUAGAGGAACAACUGGGAUCGUUGAUUACACAAACUAUGAUGACAUGAAAUAUGCUAUCAAGAAGCUUGAUGACUCUGAGUUUCGGAAUGCAUUUUCCAGAGCUUUUGUCCGGGUGAGGGAAUAUGAUUCAAGGCGGGACUCCUCUAGAAGUCCUAGUCGUGGCCGAUCUUAUUCUAGGGGGCGAAGUUAUAGCCGCAGUCGUAGCCGCAGUUACAGUCGAGGGCAUAGUCAGAGCAAAUCUCCAAAGGGCAAAUCUUCGCAGCGUUCACCUGCUAGAUCUCCUUCAAGAUCUGUUUCGCGAUCACGUUCUCACUCAAAGUCAAGGUCCAGAUCUUUGUCAGGAUAUGGAUACUUGGAGCAAACUGGGAAUUGGAAAUUAGGAACUUGGUGGGAUUUGGUUCAAUUGCCUGCAACUCAAUUUGUUGUGGAGAUGUCCAUGGGUGCUAGAUUGGGAAUCAAGGAGAUCAUGGAUUGCUAUUUUAGAGAAGGAUGUCUUGUGUGCUAAAGCAAGUGGGAUUUGGAAAUCACCUUCAAUGAGAGUAAUAAAGGGAAUUUCAUUACAAUUGUCAGCUCCAAGAUUUGCCAAGCUAAUAGGAUGCACUAUAUGGAUUCUCUGGAUUGUUAUGGUGCAGUAGGGAAGAAUUCUUCUCUCCAAUCCUGGUGUCCUGAUAUUACCUUAUAAUGCUCUAUUUUUACUGGCAUCGUAUCCUGUUUUAUGGAGUAGAAUGUCUUAUAAGUUUGCCUUAAUUUUCUUUCUUUCCUUCCUUUUUUUCUCCAAUUAACGCUUUCAUAAUUUAAUUAUGUCUGGGUGUACCUCUUCAUCAUGAUAAGUGACUUGGGAGAGGCAUCAAGGCCAGUUGGAUCAAAUUUGAUUGAAGGAACUUGCGGAUUUUAAAUUAUGUUGUUUCUGGAACUUUUGCAGAUCACGAUCGAGAUCCAGAUCUCCAUUACCUAUGCGUAAUAAAAGCCCAAAGAAGAACAGCGCCAGCAGGAGCCAGAGCCGGAGCAAGAGUUUGUCUCGGUGAGCUCUGAUUGUUGUCGAUCUUCUCAGUUUAUGAAGUUGUGAAUGAUGAUGAGUUCUAUAAAGUUAGCGCCGUAAACUGAUAUUGGCCAAGUAAAUCAGCUGACUGGCUUAAAGUUGUUGUUGAUUAAACUUUUUGAAUUGAACACACUUCGACUUGUAUCUUGUCUUUACCAUCUUAGUCCAUGAGAAUUAGUGGAUUCUAGCUUUGGGACUAUGGAGUGUUUUAUGCUAUCCGGUCAUAUAAUGGGACAAUUCAAGUAUCGUUUGGCCUGAA
Messenger RNA from Prosopis cineraria, 1897 nucleotides. RefSeq names its product serine/arginine-rich-splicing factor SR34. NCBI's taxonomy places the organism in Eukaryota, Viridiplantae, Streptophyta, Magnoliopsida, Fabales, Fabaceae. Gene Ontology annotation, cellular component: ribonucleoprotein complex; nucleus; cytoplasm. The record is from RefSeq and is a predicted model, not a curated record. Bases 163 to 1104 code for a protein of 313 amino acids. Gene Ontology annotation, molecular function: mRNA binding. The transcript is spliced from 15 exons.